AAAGGUUCCAUUUUAUCACUUACGUUCAUUCACAUAUUUUCGCCAAGAGUUCGGGCCUCCCAUUGUCUUCCAGUUCGCAGAUAGAACCUCGACCGCUGGGCCCCUAGACGCGGAGCCAAUGGUCAUUCUCCCGCCCUUUCUGAUCUAAACAACGAAGAGUACAUUCGGACAAGCAAUCGGUCUUUCUCUUUGCUAGAGCACUCUGUCUCUCAUAAUGGCGAAUGCCAUCGGUUCAGCAUGGCGCUCCUUUUGGCAUACAAUGACUUCCUAUGAUCGUCAUGCAUCCCACGACUCGCCUUAUCGAUCGGGUAAACAUGUGCCUCUCAGUCAAAGCCGACACGAGCCUCUCACAUCAAUUGCGACAAGUGCCAUCGAAUCGCGCCCGGACCUGACUGCUCCCUACGAUGACGACCAACCCAAAGGCUCGAAUGGCUGGUCAGGCUCUCCUACGGGUACCGGGUCCCCCAAUCGCCCAUAUUCUCCGGGUAUGCGUUCCUUGUCAUCGCAAAAACGGCAGUCAACCGACCCCGGAGUUGAUGGAGCUCCCGAGAUUCAGAUGCAAAGCUUUCACGAUGGUGCCCCGCCUCCGCCCCCAGUUGGCCAUUCGUGGAGAAAAAUUGAUAAAUGGCUGGAGCAUAAUUACGAAGAGCUUUUUGAUAACUUGUGCGAGGGAUGUACACAGAACGACAUCAACGAACUAGAGCACGAAUUGGAUUGUAGCUUGCCCCUAGAGGUGCGGGAGUCCUUGAUGAUGCACGAUGGUCAAGAACGCCCUGGAUUGCCUACCGGUGUUAUCUUUGGAUGUAUGCUCCUUGACUGUGAGGAGAUAGUGCAGGAAUGGAAGAACUGGAGGACGGUCAAUGAAGAAUUCUUGAGCAGCUCAAUGAUGAACCCGGUUCCGAAAGCAGCCGCCAGUUCGUCCUCAUCCGCAUUGCCUGCGCAAGCAUCCAAUCCCAUGUGGAGACAGGAUCUUCUCGAGCGUCAGGACUCACAGCCCCCGAACGCAGUCCAGAAGGCGUAUGCUCAUCCUGCAUGGAUUCCUCUGGCUCGCGAUUGGGGUGGUAACCACAUUGCGAUCGACCUUGCGCCGGGUCCUGCCGGUAAAUGGGGGCAGGUCAUCCUCUUCGGCCGUGAUUAUGAUUGCAAGUACGUGGUUGCCCGGUCUUGGGCCGCCUUCCUGGCCAUGUUUGCCGAUGAUAUUUGCAGCGGCAAGGUACAUGUGGACGAGGAAACCAACGAGCUUAAGCUUCUUGAGUUCAAAGCGCAGAAUGUCGAGCCUCCAUAUCUCGAGAUCUUACGGUGGAGAACCGACCAAAAGUAUGGUCGGAAGCCACCUCGCCGCAAGACUCCGAGCGGCUUAGGACUUAACACAAUAGGCAAAUCCGGCAAAGAAUCACCUUAUGGCAGCCCCACACCAAGUGAAGAACGGGGCAGGUCGCCGCAUCGCUUUUCAAAUCGUGGUUCCACACAGAGCCCGAAGACUCAAUUUGGUAUCUCAAGCCCUCUAGCUCGCGUCACGGAAGAGGUCCCAAGCCCCGUCCAUACUGCAGCGGAUGCUGAAAAUCCCGAGAAUGCGUCCAAGGAAGAACAGACAGAGGAUUUGAUGGAAAUCGCGACGCCCCAAAUCUCAGGGAAAGGAAACGACGAGAUCUCGGAAGCCGAGCCUGAGCAUGGACUUUCGGAAACAGACAAGACGCCUUUGAAUCAACCACCUUCCGCCACCGGCUUGGACCCCGAGGUCUUAGGCGAGAUGAAAAAUGUAACUAUCUAGACAUCAUUGUUGCAGGGCUGUUCUGUUCUUUGUAUUUCUGACAACCUGUUUCCUUCUCCCACACCUUCACACUUAAAUCAUGAGCAUAUCUUGCCUCUGCAGUAUUAAUGAAGGCUGAUCUUUUGCAUUGUCGAGUACUUCAUUGUCGUC
This is a messenger RNA of Aspergillus homomorphus CBS 101889, 1921 nucleotides long. Its product is annotated as SMI1/KNR4 family protein. Bases 215 to 1771 code for a protein of 518 amino acids. The record is from RefSeq and is a predicted model, not a curated record. NCBI's taxonomy places the organism in Eukaryota, Fungi, Ascomycota, Eurotiomycetes, Eurotiales, Aspergillaceae. Gene Ontology annotation, cellular component: mating projection tip. Gene Ontology annotation, biological process: cell wall biogenesis; regulation of fungal-type cell wall biogenesis. The transcript has 2 exons.